AAUUUUAAAAAAAAAGAAAGGGGCUUUGAUCUCGGUGUUUCUUUAUCAAGAUCCCAGUAGAAUUGGUGAUAGCAGCCCUGCUUUGAGGAGGCUGCCAGUAUAGCAGCUCGGCUUUUCUGAAGGAUUAAAAGAAGGGCUCCUCUGAUCGCAUUUCAUGUUCAUCGGCUGCUUGCAUGCAGAGGUUUGGAUUCCUGGCACCCAGACUUCAGGUGCCAGCAGCCCUUCUGCGACGUCAGAUGCGCUGGUGUGCCCAGGCCACUGGCUCGCUCUCAAUGCUUGCGCCUUUCCUGGUCUCGAUCCGGUGUUUAUUGCAGGAAACACUGGCAAAGGUCUUGGCUGAAUUGGGGAUUAGGGGGUGCAUGACUCCGUUUUCUACUUAGAGUGAGGCUCAGCGGUUGGGGAAGUGCGCGCGUGUUUGUGUAUCUGUCUGCCCCGCUCCUACUGUUUGGUCAGAGCCCAAAGAGAGACGUGCUGCGCAGACCUGCAGCCUGUAGGGUUAAGCAUCUUGGUAACAGACCGGAAAAAGAGAGCCAACUUUUCCAUGCUGAGGUGCAAUUGCCUGGGGAAAGUCGCGUAGGUGCAGGAAUGUGAUCUUCCCAGAAAGAUCUGACUGAGAAUUCUCAACGUAGCCAAAGUGAAAGUGAGCCGCCAGGGCGGCCUGGGCAGUCCGAUGUUUAUUCUGGCUAGGACAGGAAGUAGCUGGAGCUGAAUAUUCGGAUGAAUUGUUGCAUGCUGUGUGUCGUGCAGUUGUGUGGAAUUUCUUUCUGGAAAUGAGAUCGCAGAGAGAGAUAAAGGAGAGAGGAAGGGAGAGAGAGAAACAUCAAUGACAGAGAGAAGCAUCGAGCAGUUGCCUCCUGUACACACCCAGACCAGGGCUUAUAUGCACUUGGACCAGGGACCAAACCCACAAUCUAGGUGGUAUGGAUUCCGUGAGGCAAGUGUAACUUUGACCUCCAGCCUUACAGCCACAGCCUGACACCCAGUUGGGCAGGAAGGGCACCAUGGAUGGCUUAAUUGAACAGAAGAGUGUGCUGGUACACAGUAAAAUCAACAAUGCUGGCAAGCGGAAUGGCUUAAUUCACACCAGAAACUUCACAGCUGAGAGUAGAGAUGGCCUGGUGUCUGUUUACCCAACACCCCAGUACCAGAACUGUCGGGUGGUAGGCAGUGCAGCAGUUGCCACCCUGGAUAGCAGGAGGAAUGAGCCAGUCCAGCACCUUCUGGACCCCAGCACCCUUCAGCAGUCAGUGGAGUCCCACUACCAUCCCAACAUCAUCCUCUACUCCGAGGGUGUGCUGUGUUCCUGGGAAGAUGGUGUGGCUGCCGAAUGUUGUGAGACCACAUUCAUUGAGGAUCAGUCCCCUACCAAAGAGAGGCUGGAGUACCCUGAUGGAAAGUUCAUUGAUCUCUCAGCUGAUGACAUCAAAAUUCAGACCCUGUCCUAUGACGUGGAGGAGGAAGAGGAAUUCCAGGAGCUGGAGAGCAACUACUCCAGUGAUACAGAGAGUGAGGACAACUUUCUCAUGAUGCCCCCACAGGACCACUUGGGCCUCAGCGUCUUCUCCAUGCUCUGCUGCUUCUGGCCUUUGGGCAUUGCAGCCUUCUACCUGUCCCAUGAGACCAAUAAAGCCGUGGCCAAGGGGGAUUUCCACCAGGCCAGCACCAGCUCUCGGCGGGCCCUGUUCCUGGCUGUGCUCUCCAUCACAAUUGGAACAGGCAUCUACGUGGGCGUGGCUGUGGCCCUCAUCGCCUACCUCUCCAAGAACAAUCACCUAUGAGUUUCCUUUGGGCACACAGGGGAAAAUUUUGGCGCCAGUUGUGUGUAUUGCAGAGCAAGCAGGGUUAGCAAGGGAGAAACACCUGUGUGAUGAUGUGUAGUAUAAAUUGCCAAAAACUCCAUAACACUGAAAUUUUCUACCCAUGGAUUUCUUUUGUUUUUACCCUUUAAUUUUCACAGCACUGUCUACAACAUGAAACAGAUAGGCACUGCUAACCUUUCCAAGUGGAAGCUUCAGAGAUCCUUACCCUUGAUGCUGUCUUUGGAUCGAUUCUGGUAGAUUAAUGACAGUGCAGCUCUCUCUGUAGCCUGCCAGUGCCUGGAAUGCCAUUCAUUGCAUUAACAAUAUACAAAUAGUAAAAAUGUGUUUAUUUUUUUAUGGAAUAUAGUACAAUAACCAGAAGGCAGGGGAUGUGUCACUCUUCUAUCUGUUGCCCUGCUUGACUCCUCUGGCAUUCCCCCAGUCUAUGCACCUUCCAUACCAAAAGAAAACAGGGCUGAGCAAGAAGAGACAAAAUUGUUGGCAGGAACACCACUGUCAUUGGUUUUCAGUGGGUCCAGCACUGAGAAUGCAAAGUCAUACUAGUGUGGGACCUGCCCCCAGGCCCAGUCUUUAAUUCUCUCCACUCCCCAUCUAGGAUCAUCUGACAUCCCUUGGAAGAUGUCCAAACUCAGCAGUCACCACACAGCAAUUUGCAGUCUCAGGCCUCAUUGUUCUAGGGUUUGGAAGCAGGCCACAGUCUAUCCCAAUAUUUCUCCCAGAAGGACCUCAAGGUUUGCUCCAGGAACUCAAGGCAAAGGAGCUAUGGACACCAUCUCAUCAUAAAGACACAUGCUUUGGCACUCACCUUGGUGACAAGCAGUGGCACUAAUGAUCUAAGAAGGGGACGAACAUUUUCUGUUGGCUAAAUGAAUAGUUUUCUUUUUUGUAAUUUUUAAGUGCAACUAUUGC
Messenger RNA from Artibeus jamaicensis (Jamaican fruit-eating bat), 2729 nucleotides. RefSeq names its product synapse differentiation inducing 1 (gene SYNDIG1). Gene Ontology annotation, biological process: synaptic vesicle clustering; positive regulation of synapse assembly. The coding region runs from base 1002 to 1778 and encodes 258 amino acids. NCBI's taxonomy places the organism in Eukaryota, Metazoa, Chordata, Mammalia, Chiroptera, Phyllostomidae. The record is from RefSeq and is a predicted model, not a curated record. The transcript has 5 exons. Gene Ontology annotation, cellular component: postsynaptic density membrane; synaptic vesicle membrane; excitatory synapse.